AUGCAAGUCGUUAAAACUGAAUUUGUUAAAAAGAAAGUGUUUUUGUUUUCCUAUCUUUGCGCUUUUUUGUAUAAUCUUCCUGGAUACUACUUCCGAGAUGAUGCGUCGAAAAUUCAUGGUGCAAUUCGAAAUUAUGUAGCUGAUUAUAUGAAACUAUACUAUGUUAAUGACGAUGCACUAAAAACUGACAAGGAAAUACAGGCAUUCAGAGAACAACUGAUAUCCCCAAGAUCAUUAGAAGGAAAUAGAGGGUGUGGUAUGCAGGGUGUUCCUGAUUUUGACUCUAUUGAAAACCUUUCUGCUACCUUGUCCAGUUUCAUCUUUAUAUGCAGUGUUGAACAUUCUGCGACAAAUUUCCCACAGUAUGAUCAGUAUGGGUUUGCACCAAACUAUGCUGCAAAAUUAAAUGGAUUUCCAGAGGAACAAUUUGGAUCUAACGAACUAAAUGCUGCUUUGCCUACAAAAAGGGAAUUUUUUUCAACUGUUAAAAUCAUGAAAGUUCUUACAACUGUCUUGACAAACAAUCUAGGGCAGUACGAAAAAGAAUACAUGCAGGCAAUGGACACGAAAGGAAGAGAAGCUGUUAAAAGGUUCCAGAAGGUACUAAAAACAAUAUCGGAGGACAUCGAUAAGAGAAAUGAACGUAUCAGACAGGAGAAUGCCAAACCCGAUUGUAAAGUCCAAGAUUACACCUACACUUGGCUCAAUCCGGACAAAGUCCUAAAUUCCAUCAGCAUCUAAAUCUGAGUAUUUCUUUUCAAAUUGGACACUCUGUACGAGCCAAGACGUUUUAUUAUGAUGUA
Saccostrea echinata is the source of this 803-nucleotide messenger RNA. Its product is annotated as allene oxide synthase-lipoxygenase protein-like. Gene Ontology annotation, biological process: lipid oxidation. The transcript is spliced from 6 exons. NCBI's taxonomy places the organism in Eukaryota, Metazoa, Mollusca, Bivalvia, Ostreida, Ostreidae. Bases 1 to 741 code for a protein of 246 amino acids. The record is from RefSeq and is a predicted model, not a curated record. Gene Ontology annotation, molecular function: oxidoreductase activity, acting on single donors with incorporation of molecular oxygen, incorporation of two atoms of oxygen; metal ion binding.